AUGUCAACGCUACCAAGCAGUUCUGAGACCAACGCAGAACCUCAUCCAACGGUCGCAUGGGAUGAUAAACCCGCAAUCAAACAAGUAACUCUAAGAGCGACACUGUUGGGCCUAACAAUCGGUUCUUUAGUCCUGAUCUCCAAUUUUCAGUUCGGUUUACAGACAGGUUGGGUGUCUAUGAUGUCCCUACCGUCAGCAUUACUGGCAUGUGCAUUCUUCAAACAAGUAUGGCCCGCAUUCUUUCCUGACUCUCCCCCAAUAACGGAUGUGGAGACUGUCUUUGUCCAAAGUAUGGCUGUUGCCGUCGGGACGGGACCUCUAGCAUAUGGGUUUGUCGGUGUCAUCCCUGCCAUUGAGAAAUUCUUGACGUUUGAAGAAAGUGGGGGGUCAAGAACGCAAGGUGAAUCAUUUACAUUGAAUCAAUUAUUACUUUGGUCAUUGGCCUUGGCCUUCUUCGGAAUUUUCUUUGCUGUUCCAUUGAGGAAGCAAGUGAUUGUUAGAGAGAAAUUGCCCUUCCCCAGUGGUAGUGCAACUGCUAUCUUAAUUGCCGUUUUGAAUGGUUCCGAAGUACUUCAGGAGGUUUCUAAGUCAGAAUUGUUAGAAAUGAGAAAUAGAAGACUAGAUCAAUGCCCGGAAGUGUUAAGACCAAACAUGGGAGAUGAUUCUAACGAGUUACUACUCGCAAAUUCUGUUCAGAGUGAUGGCUACGACUCUACAAGUAAUGACCUUGAAGAGGAAACAACUGAAGAAUCUGGAACUUAUAAAGAAAACAUAUCAAUACUUAUAAGAACGUUUAUCCCGGCAUCUGCUUACACGAUAAUAUCAUAUUUCUUCCCUAUAUUGAAGGCGAUUCCUAUAUUUGGGACUUACCUCUCAAAGAAUUACCUCUGGGAGUUUCAACCAUCUCCAGCAUAUAUUGGUCAGGGUAUAAUUAUGGGAUUGCCCACUGUUUCAUACAUGAUGGUUGGGUGUGUUCUAGGUUGGGGUAUCUUAGCACCUAUUGCAAAGUAUGCAGGUUGGAUUCCACCAGAUGCUGAUGUUCAUGAUUGGGAAAGAGGUGUUCAAGGAUGGAUCCUUUGGUGUUCGUUAUCUGUGAUGGUCGCUGAUAGUGUUGUUGGUUUUAUUGUCAUCACAAUUAGAUCUAUUGUCAAAUUCCUUAUGGUAGAUGAGAAAAAAGUUCUUUUAAAUAAAGUAUGGGAUGAUUCUUUUGAAUCAAUGCUUUUAGAGGAAGAACUGGCAAUGAAUAGUGUUAAAUCAAGAACUUCCAGUGUAAGAAGAAACGAUUUUGUUAGAUUAGUAAGUGCAGAUGAUGACAAUGAAGUGGAUUCAAAACAUCUGGUAAAAUACACAACUGUUCUCAGUGGACUUGCUGUUUCUUCCAUACUGUGUAUAUUGUUUGUGAUUUCCAUCUUUGGUAUAGAAAUAAUUCCCCUAUAUGCAAUGAUUACGGCAUUGAUAAUUGCCCUAUUCUUAUCUAUCCUUGGUAUUAGAGCAUUAGGAGAAACUGAUUUAAAUCCAGUUAGUGGGAUCGGAAAAUUAUCACAAUUAAUAUUUGCAUUGAUAAUACCACGUAAUCAUCCUGGUGCUAUCCUGGUUAAUUUAGUAGCUGGUGGUGUUGCAGAAGCCGGUGCACAACAAGCAGGUGAUCUAAUGCAAGAUUUGAAAACUGGUCAUUUACUAGGUGCAUCACCAAGAGCUCAAUUUGUGGCUCAAAUCAUUGGUGCAACAUGGUCGGUAAUUUUAUCAAGUUUGAUGUAUAUUUGUUAUAAUAAGGUCUAUACUAUUCCAAAUGAGCAGAUUAGAAUUCCAACGGCAGUUGUCUGGAUUGAUUGUGCCAGGUUGGUAACAGGAAAAGGAUUGCCGCAUAAAUCCAUGGAGUGUGCUCUAGUAUUGGGUUCUAUUUUUGCAGUUUUGUCAUUGGUUAAGAACGUUUACAGAGACAAUGAAAGUGCCGAGAAGUGGUUGGUAUGGAUACCAUCUGGAGUGGCUGUUGGGGUUGGUAUCUACAACUCACCAAGUUUCACCAUUGCAAGGUUUAUAGGUGGCUACCUCUCACAUAUUUGGUUGGAAAAGCAUAAAGGUGAUAUGAAUGCCAAGACAAAGAUGAUCAUUUUCAGUUCAGGAUUAGUUUUAGGAGAGGGUGUUUGCAGCAUCUUCAAUAUGCUUUUCACGAGUAUGGAUGUUCCACAUUUUUAA
This is a messenger RNA of Naumovozyma castellii, 2196 nucleotides long. RefSeq lists its product as uncharacterized. NCBI's taxonomy places the organism in Eukaryota, Fungi, Ascomycota, Saccharomycetes, Saccharomycetales, Saccharomycetaceae. The transcript has a single exon. The record is from RefSeq and is a predicted model, not a curated record. Bases 1 to 2196 code for a protein of 731 amino acids.